AUGGCGACGGGACACGCAUUUCCGUCCCGCCCCUGCCCUCGGAAGCGAUUCCCCGCCCGUGCCUCUCGCCUCGGCGCCGCCGCCAUGAAGCCCAUCCUGCUGCAGGGCCACGAGCGAUCCAUCACGCAGAUCAAGUACAACCGGGAAGGGGAUCUGCUGUUCACCGUGGCGAAGGAUCCCAUCGUUAACGUGUGGUAUUCGGUGAACGGGGAGCGGCUGGGCACCUACAACGGCCACACAGGAGCCGUGUGGUGUGUGGACGCGGACUGGGACACACGGCAUGUGCUCACCGGCUCUGCGGAUAACAGCUGUCGGCUCUGGGACUGUGAGACAGGAAAGCAGCUCGCCCUGGUGAAGACCAGCUCAGCAGUGAGGACGUGUGGCUUCGACUUUGGGGGAAACAUCAUCAUGUUUUCCACAGACAAGCAGAUGGGAUAUCAGUGCUUUGUCAGCUUCUUUGACCUCCGGGACUCCAGCCAGAUCGAGAACAACGAGCCUUACAUGAAAAUCCCCUGCAGUGACUCCAAAAUCACUAGUGCCGUGUGGGGCCCUCUGGGAGAGUUCAUCAUCGCUGGCCACGAGAGCGGAGAGCUGAACCAGUUCAGUGCCAAGUCAGGGGAGCAGCUUUCAAACAUCAAGGAGCACACCAAGCAAAUCAACGACAUCCAGACCUCCAGGGACAUGACUAUGUUCAUCACAGCCUCCAAGGACAACACAGCCAAGCUGUUUGACUGCACGACCCUGGAGCACCUGAAGACGUUCCGGACGGAGCGGCCGGUGAACUCCGCGGCGCUCUCCCCCAUCUUUGACCACGUCGUGCUUGGUGGUGGGCAGGAGGCCAUGGAUGUGACCACCACCUCCACCAGGAUUGGCAAAUUUGAGGCCAGGUUCUUCCACUUGGCUUUUGAAGAAGAGUUUGGCAGAGUGAAGGGUCACUUUGGGCCCAUAAACAGCGUCGCUUUUCACCCUGAUGGGAAGAGCUACAGCAGUGGGGGUGAGGAUGGCUACGUCCGCAUCCAUUACUUCGACCCACAGUACUUCGAGUUCGAAUUUGAAGCCUGAGGGAGGAUUCCCACAGCUCUCCUCUCCCUUCCUCCCCUCCUCACCCAGCCCAUCACCUGCUGCACAGGACCAUCCCACGGCCUGCAGCCAGUCUGCUCCCUGGCAGCAGAAGGAAACAGGCAGCAGCAGACUGGGGAGAACCAGAAACCCAACUGGGUGUCCCAGGAGGUGGAGUGAGGGUGAGGUGGGGAGCUGGGCUCUGGCCUUGCCUGCCCUGGGGCUGCUGCCUUCCCUGGCCAUAUUUACACAGCAAGGGGGGAGAAAGAAAACCUCUUCAGGAAAUAAAUCAGAAGCUUUUCUAAGGCAAAA
Molecule: messenger RNA, 1371 nt
Organism: Colius striatus (speckled mousebird)
Lineage: Eukaryota; Metazoa; Chordata; Aves; Coliiformes; Coliidae
Gene: EIF3I
Product: eukaryotic translation initiation factor 3 subunit I
Exons: 11
Coding region: 1-1062 (353 amino acids)
Biological process (GO): cytoplasmic translational initiation
Cellular component (GO): cytoplasm; eukaryotic translation initiation factor 3 complex, eIF3m
Molecular function (GO): RNA binding; translation initiation factor activity; protein binding
Source: RefSeq, a predicted model, not a curated record